Messenger RNA from Teleopsis dalmanni, 3529 nucleotides. RefSeq names its product kinesin-like protein Klp61F. Gene Ontology annotation, biological process: mitotic spindle assembly; microtubule-based movement. The coding region runs from base 202 to 3420 and encodes 1072 amino acids. Gene Ontology annotation, cellular component: spindle microtubule; nucleus. The record is from RefSeq and is a predicted model, not a curated record. The transcript is spliced from 9 exons. Gene Ontology annotation, molecular function: microtubule binding; ATP binding; plus-end-directed microtubule motor activity. NCBI's taxonomy places the organism in Eukaryota, Metazoa, Arthropoda, Insecta, Diptera, Diopsidae.
UAAAAUACAACCAUGACAUUUUCGCCUGAAAUGUGAACUACAGCCAAAAAUAUGCUUCGAGCGAAAAUUAAAUGUCAAGCCGUUUAGCGCAACGGCUACUUUAAAUUGAAGAAGAAGAAGGUGAAAAUACUAGUGAGUUUAGUUGUUCGCAAAUUUUCCAAUAGUAAGCGGAUUUUGUUAAACUUUACAUUGACAAUUGCGAUGAAUACGUCUGCUGGUACAAGCAUGAAUGCAAAUCAACGUAAAGCGUCAAAUCAGAAUAUACAAGUUUAUGUCCGCGUCAGACCAUUAAAUGCACGGGAACGUUGCAUACGUUCAACUGAAGUUGUCGAUGUAGUAUCACCGCGAGAAAUUGUAGCGAGACAUGCCUUAGAUUCUAAAUUAACGAAAAAAUUCACAUUUGAUCGGACUUUUGGCCAAGAUUCUAGGCAGCAUGAAGUGUAUGGUACUGUGGUAGCACCAUUGAUCGAAGAAGUUCUUUCUGGGUAUAAUUGUACUGUCUUUGCUUACGGUCAAACCGGUACCGGAAAAACACAUACAAUGGUUGGCAAUGAAUGUGCAGAGCUGAAAUCAUCAUGGGAAGACGACUCUGAAAUUGGUAUAAUACCAAGAGCUUUAAGUCAUUUAUUUGAUGAAUUGAGGCUAAUGGCAUUGGAAUUUUCUAUGCGUAUAUCGUACCUUGAGUUAUAUAAUGAGGAAUUAUGUGAUUUGUUGUCAUCCGAUGAUAGUGUCAAAAUACGUAUUUUUGAUGAUAGCACCAAAAAAGGUUCCGUUAUUAUACAAGGUCUAGAAGAAAUACCAGUUCACAGCAAGGACGAUGUAUAUAAGUUGUUAGAAAAAGGCAAAGAACGACGAAAAACUGCUACAACAUUAAUGAAUGCCCAAUCAUCACGAUCGCACACAGUGUUUUCGAUUUUAGUUCAUAUACGUGAGAAUGGUAUCGAUGGAGAAGAAAUGCUUAAAAUAGGCAAACUAAAUUUAGUUGAUUUGGCGGGUAGUGAAAAUGUAUCAAAAGCUGGAAAUGAAAAGGGUAUUCGGGUCAGGGAAACAGUUAACAUCAAUCAAAGUUUAUUGACGUUAGGACGUGUUAUAACAGCAUUAGUGGAGCGUACUCCACACGUACCAUAUCGUGAGUCUAAACUUACUCGUUUGUUACAGGAAUCUUUAGGUGGUCGAACAAAAACAUCUAUAAUUGCCACAAUAUCACCAGGACAUAAAGAUAUUGAGGAGACGCUUAGUACUUUAGAAUAUGCACAUCGUGCUAAAAACAUACAAAAUAAACCAGAGGUGAAUCAAAAAUUGACAAAACGGACGGUUCUGAAGGAGUAUACUGAAGAAAUAGAUAAAUUAAAACGAGAUCUAAUGGCUGCGCGUGAUAAGAAUGGCAUUUAUUUAGCUGAAGAAACGUAUAAUGAAAUGACGCUUAAGAUGGACUCCCAACAUCGCGAAUUAAAUGAAAAAAUGUUACUAUUAAAAGCGCUUAAAGAUGAGCUGUUGAAUAAGGAAAAAAUCUUUAAUGAAGUUAGUUUAAAUUUAGUUGAAAAAACAGAGGAAUUAAAGAAAACUGAAAAGCAUCUAAAUCUGACAGCAGGCGCAUUACAAGUGACUCAAAAAAAAUUACAUGAAACCAAAAAGCGCUAUAAGGAAAAAAAAUGUUUGCUGAGUUCACAUGUCAAAACGGAGGAAAAGUUAACAAAUCAAGCAACAGAAAUUUUACGAGCUGCUGAUAUCGCUACGAAGGACACAAGUGAGCUACAUAAUACAAUUGAACGUCGUAAACAUAUUGAUGAUAAAAUCCAAACUGCCUGUGAGCGCUUUACAGAUCGUAUGCACGAAAAUUUUGAAAUUAUGGAUGAAAAUUUAUCAAACUUACUGGACAAACAUAAGUCAUACUCUCAAAUGCUUAUGGAAGAAUUUGACAAUAAUAUUGCGAACGUACGAAUUAAUUUACUUUCGGAAGCAAAUCAAAAGAUUAAUACACUAAAUGUAUUAUGCGAAAAAUCUGUGAAAUCCACAGACACUAUAACUGAGAAAUACACAAAUACUAUAAAUGAAUUGAGUGGUGAACAUAAGUCAGCAGUUUUAAAUAUGUUAGGAGAGUUGAGAAGCAAAGAUGUGGAAUUAAAAUCACAACUUGUAAACAACCUGUCCGAUAUGCAAACCUAUACUGAUGAACAGUUGGCAAACAUUAAAUCGGCCCAAAAAAGUAUAGUUGACUUUUUAGAAUUAAAUUCAAACAAUGUCAAAAUGCAAGCUAUUAAAUUAAAACACCAAAUUGAAAUUAUAAAACAAAUUCUUGCAAGUAAUCUGCUAAAUAUUGGUAAAAUACAUACCGAAAUUGUAAAUGAAACUUCUUUAGCGGCACAACAACAAGCGAUAGUCGAUGAAAUGAUUCAAAAAUUACAAUCCAUAACAGUACAGCGUAAAACAUGUUUUAGUAACAUGAGUGAAAUAAGUACAAAAUUAGAACAACAAUGUCACAAAACAAUUAAUGAAUUAGAGGUACAUGCAAAUAGCAUAGAGGAAAAUAAAGAAAAAUGUUGUGAAGCUAAUGCAAUGUCACAAAACUUAUUUGACAAACAAACUGAAACUUCUCUAAAAUGUGUUGAUAAAUAUAUUUCUAAGUGCUCAAUAUUAAAGGCUCAGAGUGAAAAUUAUUUCGAUCAACACGAGAAGUUGAUUAAAACAUUUGAAUCAAAUGAAGUAGAGCACAACACACAAACUCUUAAACUUCUAUACGAACAUGAAAGUGAGAUUAAACAAUUAUCGGAGAAAAGCAAAGAAGACAUGAAAGCAGCAUCAGAUGCCAUAGCAGAAAGCUUAAACAAUAAUUCGCAUAAUUUAAAUAGACAUAUUAUAGUAGCAAGUGAAGUUGCUACAAGUUUACAAGACCAUGUCAAUGGUUAUGCAAAUUUAUAUAAAGCACAAAUAACAAAUUGUGCGCAAGAUGUGAACACAUUCAAAGAUAGUGAAUUACAGGUUUACAAAUCAACCGGUGCAACACCGUCGAAACGUAAUUUCAAUUAUCCACGAGUCUUAGCUGCAACAUCACCGCACAAUAUUAUCGUAAAACGCUUCCGACAAGAAAAUGAAUGGUCUGAUUUAGACACAACAGCAACAAUUGAUGAGGAGGGUAGCGGAGAAGAAAAUACAAUUGAAUCUCCACAAAAAAUAUCUAGUUGCGAAUUACUACUUAACUCUACGCCAAUUGAACCUUCUGAAAGUUUGAAGACAAGUAUUAUUAGUAUUAACUAUAGUGACGGCAAUAUAUCAAAUCAAAAUUCAAGUAAAUUGCUGCGUCCAUCUAAUACACCGCAGAAUAAAACUCCAAUGAAGUCACCACGGUACAGUACACCAAUCUCGUUGACUGAAAAUAAAGAGAAUGUAUCCAGAGAAAGUUUCAAAAAACAAUCAAAGUAAAUUUUUUCAAAACUAUUUAUAUAGACUAAUUUUAAAUGUGCUGAUUUCUUAAGUCCAAUUUAUAAAUUUAUUUUUAAUAUUUUAUAUGAACUUUUUUAAUUACGAUUUA